AUGCCAGCCCUCGCCCGUCCAGUUGCCCUCCUCGACAAGUACAACGAUACUCCAAUAUCAAAUUCACUGAGACGCCUUUCAAUCAGUAACGCUUCUAGAACUGGUCUUCCAAUUUCACCUCAAACUUCUUCGACAAGAGCUACAUCAUAUGGGGGUCAUUCAAAUCUCUAUCCAUCACCAAGUGGUAGAAGCCCCGUGCUUCCAAGCCCCUUACGCCGAAGUUCCAGUACUGCUAGUUUCGACCAACGUCGCUCAUCUACUUCACAUCUCUCUCGGAAACCGUCUUUAAAUUCGCUUAACGGUGGAGGUUUAACUCCAAACAAAAAUUCAAUAAACAGAAGAUCAUCGACACAAUUUGCACACAGGUCACCAUCUGUCAUGGGUACUAAAUCACUCCUCUCCCAAAGGGAGGAAGAAAUGCGUGAACCCUCACCGCGGCAUACUGCAGCAUCCAUCGCAAGCUCGCAUUUCAAGUCGGAAUUGGAUUUACAAGAUAAGAAUGAUGGCUCAAGAUCUGCAGAGACAAUUGUUAUACUUCACGACUCCGUUUAUGGACAUCGCUUCUCCCGGCCCAAAACUUCAAGAACCGGUUUGAGUACAAUUGUCGAAAGACCUGAGAGAAUUCAUGCUAGCAUACUUGGAUUGUCUGUAGCAUAUGUACGACUGGGCGAAAGACAUUCCGAGGGUCGCUAUCCUCUUCGUCCUGGCAUGGAAGCUUCUGCGGUACCUAGUACACCCUUUCGCAUACGCAAAACUACUCGUCGAAUGUCUUUAUCCUCGCAAGCGAUCACAAAUGUACAUGGAGUAAAGUGGAUGGAGGAGUUGAAGAUUAUGUGUGAUAAUGCAGAAGCCAAGCUCGCUAUGAGCGGAAAAGAAUUGGCUAGACCUGAGAUGAAUCGAGGUCCCAAUGAAGCACCUCCUUCAAAGUUUCACGAGGGUGAUCUCUAUCUGUGUGCGGAGUCUUUGGACGCUAUGGAGGGUGCGCUGGGUGCUGUAUGUGAGGGUGUUGAUGCUGUUUUUGAAGGCUCUUCUACGGGAUUCGGACCACGCCGAAGUUUUAUUGCGAUAAGACCUCCUGGACAUCAUUGUUCAGCUAGUUAUCCUUCGGGAUUCUGUUGGUUGAAUAAUGUUCAUGUUGAUGGAUCUCAAGCAAUCGCUUGGGAACAUAAUGCUCGUGCUAAUGGAUUGGCUAAGAAUGCAUUACCGUGGAAGAAGACUUCGAUUGGAUAUUUCAGUCUCCAUGAUAUUAAUUCAUACCCAUGUGAGAUGGGUGACGAGGAGAAAGUCAAGAAUGCUAGUCUUUGUAUUGAAAAUGCACAUGGUCAAAAUAUUUGGAAUGUUCACCUACAACCAUGGAAAACUGAAGAAGGAUUUUGGGAACUAUAUGAAUCAAAGUAUUCAGUACUACUUGAGAAGACACGAAAUUUUUUACGCACACAAUACGAGCGGCUUCAAUCAUCACCUAACGGACCCAAGCCAAAAGCUGCAAUUUUCAUAUCGGCUGGUUUCGAUGCCAGUGAGUGGGAGAGUUCUGGCAUGCAACGUCAUAAGGUCAACGUUCCAACCGAGUUUUAUGCUCGUCUAACCCGAGAUGUUGUAAAACUUGCAGCUGAGGAAGGUACAGGGGUAGACGGAAGGAUUAUUAGUGUUCUUGAGGGUGGUUACAGUGAUCGUGCUUUGUGUACCGGGGUUUUGAGUCAUCUUAGUGGUUUGUCAGGAAGUGAUCCUGUAGCUCACACCGAAAAAUCAUUCACAGGUCUAAACUUUGAAAUGGGACAGAGACUUGGUGUAGAUCCAUUGAGCCCUGGGCCGCCAUCUCCUUAUGGUUUCAUGCCAUAUGAUCCAUUAUGGUGGUCUCAAGGUCGAUUGGAACAACUUGAUGCUGCUAUGAAUAGUGCACCAGUCGCCGAGGAGCCGAAAACUCAAAAAGCUGCAGGACCUCAAGGAAAUUUUGCAUCUCCUACACAAUCCUUCAUUGCUAAAGUCGUCAAUACUCCUACGGCACAACGAAGUGUAUCAACGAUGGGUAUGAGAAAUGGAGUGCCAGUUCCAAGAUCUUCACCUCCUAGGCCACCUACUCCUCCACCACCCGAUGUUCAUUGGACAGUUGCAGCUCAUGAAUUGAGUAAAUUGCUUAUUCCAACUGAUAGACAGACAAAGAGUUGUCAAUGGGAAGAUCUUGCUGCCGAAGCUACAAAAGCAAGAAAAGAACGUCAAUCAUUAGCAAACCCCGAAGCCGCCCAACAACCUGCUAAUCCGGAACCUGCUAAUGCCAGAAUGUCUUUACGAACAAGAAAACCUCCACCAAAAUUGCUUGAUAGCAUCGAAAAGGAUGAGGUCAAAAAGCCUGCUGCAAAAUCAAACCGUCGAAGAACCGUUCCUAGCACCGCCGCUUCACCUGUGCACAAAGCUACCCCUGCUCCAAGCGCAAGUCAAGCAUCUGAUACGAAUUCUAGUCAGUCAACACAAAAGUCUGCUCGGAGACUUAGUGCCGCAUCUAUAUCCACUACUAGGGCAAUGCCUCCUCCUUCUCGACCGGUACCUGCUGCUAAUAGAGCGCCAUCACUUCCUCAAAGACCGAGUAGUUCUAUGAGUGUACGACCGGGGUCCGCUAUGAGUUCUCGUGGACCUCCUCCACCCUCUGUCGUUGUAAAGAAAACAAGAGCACCUGCCAAACCUCGAACUGAUGCUUCAAAACCAGGUCCAGGUCGACCCCGCAAGAAGUCUCCUCCAGUGACUGGCUCCGAUAGUAAUAUGAAGAAUACCAUUGAAGCUGUUCCAACUGCGGAAAAUAGUAACCAGUCUUCUGACGUUGAUAGUCUAACUUCUGGUAUGAAGAAAAUCAAGAUUAGUCUUCUGACUAAAGCACAGAAAGAGGCCAAGGAAGAAGAAAAGCAUAGGGUGAAAAUUGAAUCGAGUCAGGAAGAUGGGCAAGCAUACUCGAAUAUGUCAAACGAAACACCGCCUACAACAGCCAAUUCAGAGACGACCUACAAUCAAUCUGCAACUUCUACACCAAUAAUGAGUAUUUCACCUGGACCUUCAACCCUGCAACUAUUUCUUCCUCCACGUGAUUCUGCUCAAUUGGAAGAGCCUGAACAAGUUCCCUUACCGACUAGUUCACCUAUCGGUCCUCCCAUGGAACAAUAUGAGUCUGGAAAUGUUUCGGAUCAUUCAUCAAAUUACAGCGCGGACGGAUUUGUGCCCUUUCAACCACAAGGCCCGAUUCCCAGCACGAUAGCACAACAAGAACCACUUCGAUGGUUACCACCGAAUACAAACACACCAGCCGCAGUGAAGAAAUAUGAUCUUCCAGUAUUUACAUCUACCUCCGCCAUACCUUUUGCUUCGAUUUCCGACGUUGACAAUCAAAACGAACCUUCAAAUUCACACGCCGAACAAGAUUCAUCCCCAUCUGAAUCUACACAGUUAGCUUCCUCGAUCUGGGAUAUUCCUGUUACACAACGGGAUCAAUAG
Molecule: messenger RNA, 3477 nt
Organism: Botrytis sinoallii
Lineage: Eukaryota; Fungi; Ascomycota; Leotiomycetes; Helotiales; Sclerotiniaceae
Exons: 3
Coding region: 1-3477 (1158 amino acids)
Cellular component (GO): nucleus
Molecular function (GO): histone deacetylase activity
Source: RefSeq, a predicted model, not a curated record